Cuscuta campestris is the source of this 1429-nucleotide messenger RNA. NCBI's taxonomy places the organism in Eukaryota, Viridiplantae, Streptophyta, Magnoliopsida, Solanales, Convolvulaceae. The record is from the annotation of a GenBank genome assembly.
ACAAGAAAUCUAGAGAGAAUUUCCUCCCAAUUCAUUAUUCUUUCAUGGUAUUAAAGCCAAAACCCUAGAAAUUUUAUGCGACUACUGUUCACAAUCGCCCGGCAUGGCGUCCAUCGAUCGUUGCUCAGUUUUAGUCGGUUGUUGCUGUUGUCGGAUAACAGAACGGUCGACUGUUGCUCUAGAACGGUCGACCACGUCGACCGUCCCGUCGGCAGAAUGUUUGAUUGAUGUUGCUGUUGAUUCUUCCGCCACCGCCGUACGCCCCUCUGCUACCGCCAUGGUCGAUGAACAACCAAGGAAGAUGUUUUUCUCCCUAUUAUCGUGUGUUUCUAGUAUGAAGCUUUCAGGUGCAUCUCUUGAUACAGGAAGUACAAAUGAGGUUAGCUCUUAUGAUGAAGAUGAAGAACUGCGGACGGAAGAACAGAUGGACCGUUCAAGGAGGGACGGUCGACCGGAGGAAAGCGGCAGAGCAGACCGGCUACAGACGGUCGACCUGAUGGACCGUUCCGAUGUCCACGGUCGACCGUCCGAGAGGCAGAAUGACGGAUUUCUGAGAGAUGACCGAACGGUCGACCUGGUGGACCGUCCUGAUAUCCACGGUCGACCGUCCGAGAGGCAGAAUGACGGGUCCAAAAUUCGUUGGAUUAGUCCAGGAGUUGAAUCCAGAGUUACGGACUCGACCGCGACCGCAGUUCGGUCGUCCACCGCGUCCACCAUAGCCAUACCCGCGUCCGCCGUUGCCCUGAGAUUGUCCGCCGUGAAGCUGUCCGCCAUAGUGUUGUCCACCGCCACUACCGCCUUGCUGUCCGCCGCUUGCAGGCGCACCACCGCGGCCUUGCUACCGGAAACCGGCGUGUCCACCGUGGCCGAGGGUGGCCAGGGCAGUCCCCUCAUCGCCGAGAGCAGUUUGUGGUCGACGUUGUCCUUCGAGGAGGAGAAGUGCAGAUCGGGUCUCCAUGAAAGUUGGUGGGGGGUUUUUGGAAUUGCAGAAAGGACGCCUGGGAGCCGAGAUCCUCGGGAAGGCCACGUAGGGAAAGACAAACCACCGCUCUCCUCCGUCAUUCUCCUGUCUCAACUCUUACUGAUUGUGGCGGUGCAGUCGCCGUCCGCCUCUAGUCCGAUCAAGAUUGUGGUUGUGCUUGUAAUGGAGAACCGCUCCUUCGACCACAUGUUGGGAUGGAUGAAGCAGAAGGUCAAUCCGGAGAUCGACGGCGUUGACGGGUCUCAAUUCAACCCGAUUUCCACGGCCAUACUACAUUCCUUAACACUCCCCUUCAAAUUGAGCAUGAGCUUAACGAAUGCACAACUUGGACGAUUAAAAAAACUAGGACUAAAAGAACUUGAUAAACAACUUGAACUUGAUCUACUGUGACAACAACGAACGAAGGUGACUGGCCCUGCAAACGAACAAUAAAUUUUGAUGACGAAU